AUGGCGUUUGGCGGUGCGCCGCGAGGUGGUCGUGGUGGUGGCCGAGGUGGCCCUCCUAGGGGAGGUGCAAGAGGCGGACGAGGUGGUGGUAGAGGCGGUGGCCCCCCCGGACGAGGUGGCCGAGGAGGUGGCCGAGGUGGCCCAGCCAGAGGAGGAAGAGGUGGCGGGAGAGGCGGCGCAAAGCCCGGCAUCAAGGGCGGAGCGAAAGUCAUCAUCGAACCACACCGUCAUCCCGGCGUCUUCGUCGCACGCGGCGGUAAAGAAGAUCUGCUGGUCACUAAGAACCUCACACCCGGCGAAAGCGUCUACGGCGAGAAGCGCAUCAGCGUUGACUCACCCAGCACAAACCCGGCCGACCCAGAUGCCCCGCCCACCAAGACAGAGUACAGAGUGUGGAAUCCCUUCCGCUCGAAGUUGGCCGCCGGUAUCCUGGGAGGCUUGGACGACAUUUACAUUCGGCCGGGUGCGUCGGUGCUGUACCUGGGCGCCGCCUCGGGCACGUCCGUCUCGCACGUCGCCGACAUUGUCGGGCCGACUGGCCGCGUGUACGCCGUCGAAUUCUCCCACCGUUCUGGAAGAGAUCUCAUCACGAUGGCCACACACCGCACCAACGUGAUCCCCAUCAUUGAAGACGCCCGCCACCCGCUCCGAUACCGCAUGCUUGUGGGGAUGGUGGAUGUGAUCUUCGCCGACGUGGCACAGCCCGACCAGGCACGUAUCGUGGGUCUCAAUGCCCAUUUAUUCUUGAAGGUCGGCGGAGGCGUGCUGGUCAGUAUCAAGGCCAACUGCAUCGACUCGACGGCCAAGCCGGAGGUGGUGUUUGCAAACGAAGUGAAGAAGAUGAGGGAGGAGCGCAUCAAGCCCAAGGAGCAAUUGACUCUGGAGCCUUUUGAGCGAGACCACUGCAUUGUCGCAGGCAUCUACCAUCACACCGCGCAAUGA
Molecule: messenger RNA, 942 nt
Organism: Fonsecaea erecta
Lineage: Eukaryota; Fungi; Ascomycota; Eurotiomycetes; Chaetothyriales; Herpotrichiellaceae
Product: rRNA 2'-O-methyltransferase fibrillarin
Exons: 4
Coding region: 1-942 (313 amino acids)
Biological process (GO): box C/D sno(s)RNA 3'-end processing; rRNA methylation
Cellular component (GO): box C/D methylation guide snoRNP complex; small-subunit processome; nucleolus
Molecular function (GO): rRNA methyltransferase activity; RNA binding; histone H2AQ104 methyltransferase activity
Source: RefSeq, a predicted model, not a curated record